AUGCCAGACGAAGACGACCUGUUAGUUGUCGCCCUUAGUGGCGACCUCAUUCUCGAUGUAUCGCAAGAAGAGGGCAGUCAGCAGUACUCGUACAGAGUAGACUCUAAGACGCUGCAACAGAACUCUAGGUACUUCGAGAACCUCUUGAGUGACCGCUUCAGUGAAGGUCAGAAACUCGCCGCAGCUCUCAAAAACCUGAAGCUUGCGGGGCACGCGACCCUUGAAGACGCGCCCGCGGAGAGCCUUCCCCGUAUAAGGAUCAUACAUGCUGGUCGAAUAACCAUUUCUAAGGCGUCUUCGAUACGAAACCUCGUUGCGGACUUCCUUCGUGCCAUUCAUGGCCUCGAUCUCGCAGUGUCAAACCCUCCCGUAGCAAACAUUGCCAACUUGGCUGUUGUUGCCGACCGUUUCGAUGCGGUGGAAUGCGUGGCAAGAUAUGUGCACAGAAAGAAGUUCUUGCAGUUGACCGAGGCCAAGUCAAGAGGACGAGCAAGUCCUGCUUUGACAGAAGAGAGAGUGCGCCAGAAGUUGUUGAUCGGCCUACUCCUCGACCACCCACCGUGGGUGAUACGCUACUCGAAACACCUGAUCAUGCGCGACUCGGUACAAUGGCGUCCCGACAUCGAGGAGGACUACACAAAGGCUCUGUGGUGGGACAUACCGAAUGGUGUCGAAGACGAGAUGAUACAGCGGAGGGAAUACGUUCUGGAAACCAUCAACUCUCUGCAGGCGUAUUUCCUUCGACUCUAUACGUCAGGAGACCGACAGUGCAAGCUGGGCUAUGACACGUCGUUACAAUGUGAUUCGUUCCAGCUUGGCGAGAUGAUUCGCUUCUUCACCAAGAUCGAUACGUUGCGGAUGCAGGGCAAGAUCUACGAUUUGGACGGUGACCAAAGGUGA
Molecule: messenger RNA, 900 nt
Organism: Ascochyta rabiei
Lineage: Eukaryota; Fungi; Ascomycota; Dothideomycetes; Pleosporales; Didymellaceae
Exons: 1
Coding region: 1-900 (299 amino acids)
Molecular function (GO): protein binding
Source: RefSeq, a predicted model, not a curated record